CAACACGAAAAUAGCGGAGCAAAAAUCAAAGCAAAUAUUCUAAGCUUAGAAUUUCAACAAAUCUCUGUCUUGCUUUUUUUUUCGAAAAAUUCUUUGUCUCUCUGUACUUAUCCCGCGCUAUCUGGUUACCGCUUAUAAAGUUCGCCGUAGCGUAACUAAUUACUCUGUUAAAAAGAGCCACUUAUAAAACGGCCAUUGUGGCAGAUGGUUUUCCUAGCUGUGCUAAUUUAAAUGUAACGGUUCUGCUAACAUUGUGACGCAACAACAAGACGACCAAACCGAAAACAGUAAAGUGAUGCGUAAAGUUUAAUUAAGACGGUGACUCACCGCUUUGGAGUAAAAAUAGAGGUGCAAAAUUCACAGUAGACAGCAAUAAAAUAAUUUGAGUGCCCGACCGUCCAUUUAACUAAAGAAGGAACAAUAAAGCGCUAAUAAAUAGGUACAAAAAAAUAAUAAUUAAAAAUUGGCAAAAACUAGCAGUGCGAAUUCGAUAUUUUUAAGUGUGUUGAAACAUUAAAAACAUUUACUUUAGUACGCUACCAACAACUGCUAUUUGUUUAACACAGUGUAUGCAAAUCACACAAACAACACACUCGAUGUGAGUCAUAGUUCGUGUCGGCCCAUCUGCACCUAUCCAAUUGAGUUCCAGCACUUCCGCCCCCGCCACCCAACUAUCGAUCCUCUUUCGAUUUUAUUUGGUCUCUCUUACGAUCAGUUCACCGGUCGGUUUAUUACCCAAAUCUAAAUAAUUGCCCCCCAACUAGCGCGCCGACCGAUCGAAAUCGAAACUCAAUCAAAAUGGAUCACAGGGCUAUUGCCAGUCAAGUGCGAGAUCUGCGAACAGCAUUCGAUCUCUUGGACAGAAAUCGUGAUGGUCGCGUGACAGCAAAUGAGCUGCAAUUUAUGUUAAAAAAUCUUGGCAUAAAUGUGCGAGACGAAAUCAUACACGAUCUCAUACGGGAAGCAAGCCAUUCUGGAAAUGGGUUGAUAAACGAGGCUGAAUUCCUGCAAUGGGUUGGGCGCAUUCAGGCGAUACGCGACGAACAGCAACAGCAGCAACAACAGCAUGAAGAAAAUGCAAGUAAACCAGAAGAGAAUGAUGAUGUCACCGAAGAUUUAAUCGCCGCAUUUAGGGUAUUUGAUCGGGACGGCAAUGGUUUCAUUACCCGCGACGAACUACAAACCGCCAUGGAGAUGAUUGGCGAACCUCUCUCAGAAGCACAACUCACACAAUUAUUGGCUAUUGCCGAUUUGGAUCAAGAUGGCCGAAUUAAUUACGAAGAAUUUACGAGACUUUUACUUUAAAGUGCUAAACGCCUGCAUCCUUACAAACAAAUAUUAGUGACGCAACAACAAACCAACUGCAAAGGCAACAAAAAGAAAAUAUAUAUGCUAACUUUAUAUACAAAUAUACUCAACUUAAAUGAAAAAUUAUAUACAUAGUUAAGCAUAUGUUAUGUAUAUUAAAAAUAACACGCUAUUAAUGAAAAAGAGUCAAAAUAAAAUAGCAAAAUAAAAGCAUAUUUUUAUAAGUUCGCCAGCGUUUAUCUGCUAAGGUGGUAAGAAGACAAAUUGGCAGCUGGAAGUUGAAACGACAUACAUACAUACAUACAUACAUAGCUGUUGGAAGAAAAGGAGAAGCAAGUCAACAAAAGAUGAAAAUUUUAGUUAUUAGGCUGUUAAUUUAAAUAAACACAACUACUUAUUUAUAGUUUCACACGAAAAAAAUAUACAUAAAAACAACUACAUGCACACAUACACACCUACAUACAUAUGUCUAGUUAAUUUAAGUUAAUUUACAUAAAUGCUAAUCAAAUUGUGUAAAAGCAGCAGCAACAAAGAAAGAGAAAUUUGUAAGAUAAUACGAUAAUUGCAGCGCUUAGUUUUUUCUAAAGAAAGAAAAUAAAAACAAACAAAAAUAACUUUAAAGCGAACUUCAAUUCUUAAACUGAAACAUACAUACAUAUAUAAAACUGUAUUCAUAACAUUGAAUUUUACAGAUUUAUAAUAAAUGUUAUAAUAUUAAAAAUAUAAAACAAAAUUCAUAUAAGUCUGAGCGCGAGAGUGAUAAAAUUUUGUGUUAAGGGUGCUGCAAUAAAUGAUUUGAAAUUCUGAUAAAAGUCAAAGCAAAAGUGAGUGUAUUGAAUAAAUUUUGAUCAGAUGGUGAUGAUGAUGACGACGACGACGAUGAUGUCGUACAAAUGAAUUAUCGCUAAGGAUCAAAAGCUUUGCAAUCAAAUGCAAGCUAACCUAAAAAAAUACAAAUAUUACGUACAUACAUAUAUUGCGCAAUUUUCAAAUUUGCUGGCAAAACAAAUAUUUACACAAAAAAAAAAAAAAACAAAUUGAAAAAACUAAAUGUAAACCUUCAAUAUUGUCUUACCAAGUGAAACAACUACAAAAUUAAAAAAUUUUAAAAUCAAAAUUAUUAUAUACUACUCUUAUUAUUAAACUAAGUCGUUUUCUAAAAUUCUAUAAAUCACCUGUACGUUUAUUAAUAUCUCUGUAUGUACAUACAUGCUUACAUACUUAUGGCUAAGCAGUAUGUGUAUGUAUGUACAAAUAUAUUCGCAUGUGCAUUAUUACUUAGCUUUGUUUAAAACAAAAUUAAAUGAGCGCAUACAAAGAAAUAUACAUACAAACAAAAAAAAAACAACAAACAAACAAACAAACAUAUUUAAACAAUUAUUAGGAAAUGGCAUGGAAAUUAAAUAAAGUAAAAU
Molecule: messenger RNA, 2723 nt
Organism: Rhagoletis pomonella (apple maggot)
Lineage: Eukaryota; Metazoa; Arthropoda; Insecta; Diptera; Tephritidae
Gene: Eip63F-1
Product: calcium-binding protein E63-1
Exons: 6
Coding region: 799-1305 (168 amino acids)
Molecular function (GO): enzyme regulator activity; calcium ion binding
Source: RefSeq, a predicted model, not a curated record